Messenger RNA from Plasmodium knowlesi strain H, 1011 nucleotides. Its product is annotated as conserved Plasmodium protein, unknown function. The transcript has a single exon. The record is from RefSeq and is a predicted model, not a curated record. The coding region runs from base 1 to 1011 and encodes 336 amino acids. NCBI's taxonomy places the organism in Eukaryota, Apicomplexa, Aconoidasida, Haemosporida, Plasmodiidae.
AUGGCUAGCCGUCUGACGUCCCUCCUGUGCAGUGUGGGGAAGUUUCCGUGCAAACCUGACUGCUUAUCCGGUGGGAAAUGUGAAGAUGGAGACAUCAAUUUGUGUGACAUCGUAUCCAUCGAAAUGAAUAAGAGAAAGACUUUAGACGAUUGUUUUACCACAAGUAGCUCUGACGAUAGAUACAAGUACCAAGACAGCUCCGACAUAUCCAAAUAUAAUUUUCAUGGGUGCAUUAAGAAAGAAGGUUUUCCGUAUACACUCCAGCUGGGCAAUUUUAAUGCGAGCAACUUGUGUCCUGCAUUCCUACGGGACAAAGCAGAUUGUCAUCGUAACGGAGACGAACAGGUCUCAAGUAGCGUUAUCGAUCUGGAUGAUGAAGUUCUCAUUGCCAACAUCCCCCUUGGUUGUUUCAGGGAAGUUGCACAACGAUCCCUGAACACCUUGGAAUAUGGGAACUCCCGCGUCAAUAUCACGGAGCGAAACAUGAGGAUCAAUCGGAAGGAUACAGACCUAAUGGGGCAUAACGUAAGAACGGGCGAAAAACAACCCAGUCAUCUGUACAGCGAAAUAGGCAAGCCAGAUGCGGCUGGAAGUGAGCACUCGAUGAGCGAGGGGGAGGAAGAACAGGAGAGGCAAAGAGACCAGAAUGUAGAGCAGGAAGAAGCUUGCGAUGGAGAACAGAAUGACCCUGGGGGGGGAGACAUAGGACAUGUAAUUUUUCCCCCAAAUUUUGACGCAACAAAUGAGGCGCCCGACAAGAUAGGCGAGAUCGACGAGAUGAACCGCGUGAAAAAAUCCUCCUCUUAUGAAAAAAAAAAAAAAAGUAAUAAUAAUACCAUGAAAAAAAAGGAAAGUAAGGAGAACCGCGGAAGAAAUUUGCGCUCCAUGUUCGGCUUCUUCGCUAGAGCAGAGCCCGCGAUAUCCAAUUCGUCUCGUUCCUGCAGGGAAAAGGUUUCCGACGCAUCCUCCGAGUUUUUGUCGGUGAUUAGCAGCGCCAAGUCGAAUGCGUGA